Messenger RNA from Mauremys mutica (yellowpond turtle), 1942 nucleotides. It is a transcript of the gene SLC29A4, whose product is annotated as solute carrier family 29 member 4. The transcript is spliced from 12 exons. Gene Ontology annotation, cellular component: plasma membrane. NCBI's taxonomy places the organism in Eukaryota, Metazoa, Chordata, Testudines, Geoemydidae. Gene Ontology annotation, biological process: nucleoside transmembrane transport. Gene Ontology annotation, molecular function: nucleoside transmembrane transporter activity; monoamine transmembrane transporter activity. The record is from RefSeq and is a predicted model, not a curated record. The coding region runs from base 123 to 1709 and encodes 528 amino acids.
CUGGAUGGAGCCGGCGGCCGGGCGAUGGGAGGCGGCGGGCUGGCGCAGGCGGCCGGGCUGAAGGCGGCCGGGCAGGAGCGCUGAGGCGGCGGCGGAGCCAGCCCGGCCAGAGGUCAACCACAAUGGGCUCCGUCAGAGGAGAUCACUUCAAGGACAUCAGCCCCGUGGUGACCCCCGAGGGGAACGUGGUGAUGAGCUUCAGCUUUGACAGCUACCAGCUGGAGGAGGAGGAGCUGCAGGCGAAAGGGAAUCAGGCCAAGGGAGUCCUCACCUUCAUGGAGCCAGCCUUGGAAGACCCCGAGCCCCAGGAUCGAUACCAUGGGAUUUACUUUGCCAUGCUGCUAGCAGGGGUUGGAUUUCUCCUGCCGUACAACAGCUUUAUCACAGAUGUGGACUAUUUGCAUCACAAAUAUCCAGGGACCUCCAUUGUGUUUGAUAUGAGCCUCACCUACAUCCUGGUAGCCUUGGUAGCUGUCAUCUUGAACAACGCCCUGGUGGAGCUGCUGAGUCUGCACACCAGGAUCUCUGUGGGAUACCUGUUCGCUCUGGGUCCCCUUCUCUUCGUCAGUAUCUGCGAUGUCUGGUUGGAGCUCUUCACCCACAGGCAAGCGUAUGCUAUUAACCUGAUAGCCGUAGGGGUCGUGGCCUUCGGCUGCACAGUGCAGCAAUCCAGCUUCUACGGCUACACCGGGAUGUUGCCCAAGCGGUACACCCAGGGGGUGAUGACUGGCGAGAGCACUGCGGGGGUGAUCAUCUCCCUCAGCCGCAUUUUCACCAAACUCCUCCUGUCGGACGAGAAGGAGAACACCAUCAUCUUCUUCUUCAUCUCCAUCGGCAUCGAGCUCAUGUGCUUCAUUCUCCACCUGCUGGUGAAGCGCACCCAUUUCGUCCGGUACUACACCUCCUGCUCCCGGGAGGGCGCUCCUGAGGGCAAAGGGGUCCCAGACCACGGCACCGGAUACAGGGUUCACCACGACGUCACGGCAGAGGACGUCAGAUUUGAAAAUCGGCCUUGUGGGCAGGUGGGCUCCCCUCCGGGCAGCCUGGGGCAUGAAACUGAGCUGGCUGGCAGCGGCACCUACGUGAGGUUUGACGUCCCUCGACCAAGAAUCAAAAGGAGCUGGCCCAGCUUCCGAGACAUGAUGCUCCAUCGCUACGUUGUCUCCAGGGUGAUCUGGGCCUACAUGCUUUCCAUAGCCAUGACCUACUUCAUCACACUGUGCCUCUUUCCUGGUUUGGAGUCGGAGAUCCGCAACUGCACUCUUGGGGAGUGGCUCCCCAUCUUAAUCAUGGCUGUCUUCAACCUCUCGGACUUUGUAGGCAAGAUCCUGGCUGCCUUGCCUUAUGACUGGAGAGGGACCCACCUUCUCAUCUACUCCUGCCUGCGAGUGAUUUUCAUUCCCCUCUUUAUAAUGUGCGUGUACCCCAGUGGGAAACCCACCUUCAGCCACCCUGCUUGGCCUUGCAUCUUCUCCCUCCUCAUGGGGAUCACCAAUGGGUACUUCGGCAGCGUACCCAUGAUCCUAGCUGCUGGCAAAGUGAGCCCGGAGCAGCGGGAACUGGCAGGUAACACCAUGACUGUGUCCUACAUGACCGGAUUGACACUGGGCUCCGCCGUGGCCUACUUUGCCUAUAGCCUCACCAGUACGUCUCACAGUACCUGUUUCCACACUGAAACCUACAACAGCUCUUUCACGGCGGGGUACUGAGCGGGCGAUGCGGCUGGGGCUGCCGAAGCUCUGUGCCGGGACGGGGUGCAGGAGAAGGGGGCAGGGCAGUAGAGCCACGGGCUGCAGGCCGGGCUAAGCUAAAGACUCUAAUGUGCGUCUCUCUCAGGAGGGGUUUCAGGCCUCGUCCAGUCUCUGUGUCGCUGUCUUAGGUGUCACUUUGCUGUUGUGUGUUUGCUGACGAAUAAACGCUGUUUUUUGUAAAAGGCACCAGA